Phyllostomus hastatus (greater spear-nosed bat) is the source of this 818-nucleotide messenger RNA. RefSeq names its product ribonuclease A family member 9 (inactive) (gene RNASE9). Lineage: Eukaryota; Metazoa; Chordata; Mammalia; Chiroptera; Phyllostomidae. The record is from RefSeq and is a predicted model, not a curated record. Gene Ontology annotation, molecular function: nucleic acid binding. The transcript is spliced from 3 exons. Bases 246 to 818 code for a protein of 190 amino acids.
GGAGGGCCGCUGCAUGAGAAUGAGUUAGUAUAGAAAGCAGAGUAGAAUAAAAGAAAAAAACGGGACUGUAAUGAAGGAUUUAAUUUCUUCAUCCUGCUGUGCCUUUUGGACUUCUGUUUUCUCUCCUGUGCUCUUAGGAAAGGUCAAUAUCCCCAGAGUCAGGCUCUCCCCAGCCCAGCCCAGCCCAGUCCUUGGAACAUCUACUCUCUGAAGCGCUGACAACACAAGGACUGAAAGAGGAAAAUAUGAAAACUCUACUCACCAUGCAGUCCCUGCCUCUGCUCCUCCUGCUGCUGCAGCCACUUCCACUGCAGGUUCUAAUGCAACGAAGAUUUCCUAGUAUGCCAGAUGAUGUUCGGACAGAAGAAUUUGAAGAGUUUGUUGAUGAGUUAUAUAGCACAGGGCCUACCAAACCACCUACCAAAAAAAUUUUCCAAAACCAUUUCAUAAUUCCUACUGUAUUGCCAUUUUAUAAUGAAUAUCACUGUAAUUGGGAUUUGAAGAUCAGACAUGUUCAUGACAGGUUUUCCUGCAGGAAAGAACAUUUUUUCCUCCUAGUAUCAUAUGAGGAGUUACAAAAGACCUGUAGCAGCAAGUUUGUGGCAUGUAGGAAUGGAGUUAGGAGAUGUCACAAGACCGAGAGAAUAAUAGAAGGAGUGUACUGUAAGUUGACACGUGGAAUUAGGAUGCCAGAAUGUACUUAUGAAGGUUUUCCCAAGAAGGGAUAUGCCCUUAUCACUUGCCGAUGGCAAGAUGAUAUUGGAGAAAUUAUUCCUGAGCAUGUAAAUGAUAUUUUGGAAAUACCUGGCAAGCACUAA